Molecule: messenger RNA, 1739 nt
Organism: Astrephomene gubernaculifera
Lineage: Eukaryota; Viridiplantae; Chlorophyta; Chlorophyceae; Chlamydomonadales; Astrephomenaceae
Source: the annotation of a GenBank genome assembly
GGCCGGGUGGUGUGGUUACGGGUGUGGUGGCACCGCCGGCAUACUACCAGGUUCCUGUGGCAGGGGCGCCGGGGGGUAGCGGUGGCGGUGUAGGUGGGGGAGCAGGCAUGCAAGUGGAUGCCGCUGCAGCUGCGGCGGCAGCGUAUGAGCAGGAGCGCGUGCGGAUAGCCAUUGCGGCUUCCCUGGAGGAGGAGAACAUGCGGAGAGCCAUGCAGGCUAGCCUGGAGGAGGCUGAGAGGCUGAAGGCGGCUCGAGCAGUUGCGGAUGCGGAGCAGGCGGCGCUGGAUGCCGCCAUCGCCGCCUCCCUGGAGGAGGAUCAGCGGCGACGUAUCCGCAUGCAGUCGGCUCCCUCGCCCGCAUCCUCACCGCAGACGCCACGCCCGCCGCGACCGCCCUCGCAGUCCCUCAUCUGAUGACGUAGCGACUGGCAAGGAAACACACUCAUACAACCCAGACCGUUUGCCAUGUGUUUGUGUGUGUGUGUGUGUUCGGGGGUGGCUGUCUUCCUGCGCCGUGUACUGUGAGCCAAACCAUCCGCAGACACUUAUGUGCCCCCAACCGCUUAUCUGCUUCCUGGCCUAUUGUACCUAUCGUGAACAACCUGCUGUUGGUCGUGGCUGUUGGCCGUUUCCUCCUUCCUGUCUGAAUGAAUGCUUUGAGUACAGGACUACAGGUUGUUCGCUUUGAGCCUGCUGGGGGUGUGUCAGUUCAGCGCCUAAGGGAACGCUGGAGGGGUACAGUUGUGGUCCUAAAGUAGGCUAGGCUUUGGACAGGAGGGCGGGAUCUAGCAUUUUGUUGAGCGCAUGGGGGGGGGGUUCCUAGGGCUGCUAGGGAGGGGUUUGGCGUUGUGCGCGACCUGGAAGGGGGUUCCUUUCCAUCAGCUAGGCAUGAGCGCUGUCCCUGUGAGGAAUACUGACCGUGAGCCCGGGUGCUUGUACCUCCCCUGCGUGAGGUUAUUGAUUGUCAGGGACAUGCUCCCAUGCUGGUUGUGUGAACUAUUUAGCGGUGUACGGGAGCAGCAGCAGCAGCGGGUCUAUAACCCACGUGAUGGAUUGGCUCAGGUGAUUACUACCUCCACGUGAGGUGACAUAGUCAGGUAGUUAGGUGGGUAUGCUGCGACCCGGACACCUGGGAACGUGAGGAACAGUAUGCCUGGUUACCCGUCGCGCUUUAUCAGAGUGUUGGGGAAAUUCAAAUGGUUUCGAGAGAGCGUACAAGAUAGGGUACUUACACAAGGCAGACGUGAGAAACAAGCAGCAUAGGGAGAGAUAGGUCAGUGUAUGCGCGAGAUGUAUGUAACCUUCGUGAUCUAGGGGACUGCCCGUCUCAUCAGGAGACACUACUACCUGAGCUGUUAUUGUAGUCGGGAAUUGCGGCUGUUGGGUUUGUCAGUCGGGCAUAGCUGGGUUACUACAGGCGUGGCGCAUCUGUAUUUGGUGACUGGGAUUAUUUUGCGGUCCGUCCGUACUUCUGCCGUUAGCCAACGGUAUGUUCCGGCGUUGGACCUGUCAAUCUCGGUUUUAGCGCCGGGAGCUGCGUUGUUAGGGCGGUGGUUACUGCGUAGUGGCAGUGAUGCAAACUGAUUCGACUGGGUAGCCACGUGGAGCGACCCAUGGGUCCCUCCAUGUGGGUCGCCGCAUUGGAGUAGCAUGCCGCGCCGCAUUACGAGGUGCCGUCAAACCUAUGCUAUUCGGUUAUGCGUAGAUAGGCAGGUUAAAUUUACCAGGGCAAGUGGGGGG